AUGGCCGACGUCGAGAUGGACAUUGACGAGCACCCCAGCAGCAGCAGCAGCAGCAGCAGGAGACGGACAACCAGCAGCACAGCAAGCCCCCGACGACGGCCAGGCGGCCCCCCGCGCAACGAAGUCGCAGAUGCAGGACGCACCGUCGGCGCGACGACCGCUCCCGCUCGAUUCGAGGCUGGAUCGUCCAUCCGUGGACAACGUCCACGAGGAGGCCGACGAGGGAGGGCCCUGCACGACAUGUUUGGCGAGUACGGCGAGAUCAAGAACCUGCACCUGCCCCUCGACCGGCGGAGCGGUUACGUCAAGGGUUACGCCCUCAUCGAGUACGCCACGCUCGCCGAGGCCCGCGCCGCCAUUGACGACGCGCACAAGGCCAAGCUGCUUGACCAGAGCAUCAGCGUCGACUUUGCCUUUGUGCGACCCCCGCCAGGGAAGAACAGCGACCGCCACGGAGGCGGCGGCGGCAGCGGAGGAGGAGGCGGUGGCAGGGCUCGCGCCCAGAACCGCGGGAGGGGGAGGAGCCGAAGCCGCAGCAGGACACCGGGCGUCGCUGCCGGGGCCGACAAGGCGGCGGAAGUCGAUGCCGAGUAA
Molecule: messenger RNA, 594 nt
Organism: Verticillium alfalfae VaMs.102
Lineage: Eukaryota; Fungi; Ascomycota; Sordariomycetes; Glomerellales; Plectosphaerellaceae
Product: RNA-binding protein 8A
Exons: 2
Coding region: 1-594 (197 amino acids)
Biological process (GO): RNA splicing
Cellular component (GO): exon-exon junction complex; cytoplasm; nucleus
Molecular function (GO): mRNA binding
Source: RefSeq, a predicted model, not a curated record